GAAAGGGCUAGGGUUUCCCCAGCUGCGAAAAUGGGCAAAGGAACGGGAAGCUUCAGAAAGAGGAGGAACAAGACCCACACCCUCUGCUUGUGCUGCGGCUGCCGUAGCUUCCAUCUGCAGAAGAGCAGAUGCGCCGCUUGCAGCUAUCCUGCUACCAGGAUCCGCAAAUAUAACUGGAGCAUGAAGGCGAUCCGGCGCAAGACUACUGGAACUGGAAGGAUGAGGUAUCUCUGUCACUUGCCUCGCAGAUUCAAGAGCAAAUUCAGAGAAGGUGCCCAAGCAGCUCCAAGGAAGAGCGCUACUGCUGCUUCGUUUUAAUGCAUUAAAAUAGGUGUUUCGGGUGUAAUCUUGGCACUCUAUUUUUAUUUAAUUUCCAUGAAUUCUAGAAACUCAAUUUUGGAUC
This is a messenger RNA of Magnolia sinica, 403 nucleotides long. RefSeq names its product large ribosomal subunit protein eL37x-like. The coding region runs from base 31 to 318 and encodes 95 amino acids. Gene Ontology annotation, molecular function: structural constituent of ribosome; RNA binding. Lineage: Eukaryota; Viridiplantae; Streptophyta; Magnoliopsida; Magnoliales; Magnoliaceae. The transcript has a single exon. Gene Ontology annotation, cellular component: cytosolic large ribosomal subunit; ribosome. Gene Ontology annotation, biological process: translation. The record is from RefSeq and is a predicted model, not a curated record.